Nannospalax galili (Upper Galilee mountains blind mole rat) is the source of this 1359-nucleotide messenger RNA. It is a transcript of the gene Spatc1, whose product is annotated as spermatogenesis and centriole associated 1. The record is from RefSeq and is a predicted model, not a curated record. NCBI's taxonomy places the organism in Eukaryota, Metazoa, Chordata, Mammalia, Rodentia, Spalacidae.
AUGUCUCUACUCACCAGUUACGAGGGGCUUCGGCAUCAGAUAGAGAGGCUGGUGCGGGAAAAUGAGGAACUGAAGAAGCUGGUGAGACUCAUUCGGGAGAAUCAAGAGCUCAAGUCUGCGAUCAAGACUCAGGCAGGUGGCCUCAGCAUCAGCGUGUUCACCAGUGGGCUUGGUGAGGCAACAGCAGGCCCUUCCCAACAGGGUGUCUUCCUGCCUCCAUCCCCAGCAGCAGCAAAGGAGCUCAUAGAAGACGUGGGAGUCAUGGCCCUGGCCCCUCUGGCUGACAUGCUCAACAGCCCACAGCUCAGUGCUACAGCAGGCUCCCUCAUGAACCCCCUGGCGGUUCCUCUCAACUCAUUGCUGGCAGGGUCAAUGCCUAUAUCACAAAGCAGUCAAUUUGCCAGCCUUGAGCCCUGCCCCCUGAACAGCCACCUGACCAGUCCCAUUGCUGUAACUCCUGGGGCCACCCUGGCCAGCUCACUAGGCCUGACCGCGACGGGCUCCCUGAUGCCAAGCAGCCCCCUGGCAGGCCCCCUGACGGAAUCUCAGAGCAGCCCUCUGAUGGCCCCCCUGGCAGGCACAGUGGCUGUCUCUCUGAGCAGCCCGCUGCUCCCCUCCACCGCUGCCCCUCUAGGUGUUUCUCAGAGUGUUCUGCCCAACCCCAUGAACGACCUGGGGCUCUCUGAGGCCCCAAGGGUGAGGCUGGCAGAGCCACCCGAAGGAAACUCCUCUGGACCCCAUUCCUCAGCUGGUUCUGGGCCAGCUGCCACCUCCAAAGUCAAUGAUGCCCAGGGUUCACACACGGGGGAAUCAUCUCGGAAGAGUAUCCAGGAGAUGGAGCGGAAGAUGACUCACCGCAAGUCUAGCAAGUUCCCUGACAGUCCCCGAGAGUCAAAGCAACUAGCCUGGGAAAGGCUGGUAGGGGAGAUCGCCUUCCAGCUAGACCGAAGAAUCCUAUCCAGCAUCUUCCCAGGGCGUGUGCGUCUCUAUGGCUUCACUGUCUCCAACAUUCCAGAGAAGAUCAUCCAGGCCUCCCUGAACCCCAGUAACCACAAAUUGGAUGAGGACCUAUGCCAGACACUCACACAGCGCUAUGUGAACAUCAUGAACAGGCUGCAGAGUCUCGACUACAAUGGACGGGUGCACCCAGCACUGACAGAGCAGCUGGUGAAUACUUAUGGUCUCCUGCGUGAGCGGCCCGAGCUGGCAGCGUCUGAAGGUGGCUCUUACACUGUGGACUUCUUGCAGCAUGUGUUGGUGGAGGCUGUGCACCCCAGCAUGCUCACUGAUGCCCUCCUGCUGCUCUCCUGCCUCAACCAGCUGGCUCAUGAUGAUGGCAAACCUAUGUUCAUCUGGUAA